UUUGACAACUUUUUGCCCUUGUUCUACGGGCAAAAACCCGGGGAACCCGGGGCCACCUGAAGUCUAAACCUUAUUUAUAUAACAUGUCGAUGCUGAUGCUGUCUUGAAAUGUGAAAUUUAGACAAUGGUAAUAGGAAUAAUGAAAAGCAAUUUCACCAACAACUUGUUAAUCUCUAGUAAGUGCAAUUAAAAUAAAAAUCACUGUCUGCCACACUGCUUCGAUCCUGGUCAUGCAACCAACGUUCAUGGGUGGUGUUUCAUGGCAGAGCACUGCGGUGCGCUGCGUGUGUCAGAGCAUUGGGUUUCCAUGGCAGUGUCGACAAACUUCACUGUGACGCUAAGCUAUGACAGCAUCCCAGAACGUUAGCAUGCUGCGGUACCAGCACCAGCAGCAUGCUAGCAGUAUUUGAACUCAAACCUUUGUUUUUGGUACGGUUUUUCAGCAACUCUCACUCUGUUCCAAACGCGAUUCAUCAUAAACUAAGAGAUCACAUGCAACGUCAUUGGAGUGAUGCUAUGGUAUGCCGUAGCUACCAGUGCACACAGUGUCUGGAUGGUGAAACAGGGCCAUUGUUAAUCACAUUUGUUUGUUUUGUUUCAGCAGAAACCUGUCUGCACAUGGGAGGAGCGCAACAAAAGCCCAUCAAGUUCAUGCAUGGCAGUGGAUCUCAACAGGAGAAAACCAGAAAGAACAUGGAUGCUUGUAGAUUGCAGUUGUACACUGCUGUUAUCACCUGAUGUGCGUGGCUGGCAUUGCUCCUGGCAAGAACCACCUGCAAGUGAUGAGAUGGUGCCUCAGUCGUUGAGUGUGCUGCAGUGUGAGAGGCGCCCUGAUCUCUACUUUGUGAUGGGUUUCCAUUGGAGGUUCAACUGAGAAGUGAGAACUGACUGUGACCAUGCUUGAGCAUGCCAGUGGAGCUUUACAUGCUUAUGGCAGCUUUUGAACAGAUGCUGACCAUGGCAUGUCCCAUCCAGUUAUCACGUGCACAGAAUGGUGGGGGGAGGGCAACUCUGGGCUCUUGAGUCACCCCUACUGCACAGGGGGUACAGAUGGCCGCUUACUUUGGUGUGUCCUGCACUGCAUUAUCAAGCCCAGUCUGCUGCCACAGGCAAUGGGUCGGGCUGCACUAUAUUAAAGGCAGACUAUCUUGCAAAGGAGGCUGGCAUCCUCUCCCAUAAUGACACACCAAUUGGCAAUCAUCGCUGCGAUGAUCACGAGGGUGUCCGCUUAUCUAACAUGGUGAGGUGGAGAGCCAGCUCAAGCUGGCCUGAGGGAUGGUUUUACUUCAGCUGAGGCCCCCUUUCCCCGCCUGCCAGGUCCGGUCAAACGACCGCUUCACAGUGAACGACUUGCAGCUGUGGAUGCCGUCCCACAGCGCAACGAGCGCGCCGACCAGAGGCGGCGGCCAAGAGGCGGCCGCGCUCUCCCAGUCGACGGUCCCGGUGGACGUCGGCAACGCCCACCGCGCGACCAUCAGAUCGGCUCGCGACCGCGCCGUCGCCGACUGACCGCAUGACUGGUAUCUGUUCUUGAUGUGGGACCGACUGCCACCGCCGGUCGCGGAAGGGCAUCGCUCAUCGGCCAUCGACGUCCACCAGCUUCGCGUGGGUCACUGUUCGGGCUGCCACCAAUAUACCGAAUCGGAUGGAACCCUGUCGGCGAAUGCCGGCGGUGCCCCGACAUCGACUGCGCGGCGGCCAGUGCAUCGCGUGCCGGGAGGAGGCUGGCACCCCCGAUCGGUCAUUGGUCACAAACCGUGUCCCAGCUCAUGACUGCAUCCAGCGCAGCUCUGUGAGAUGUUCUGCUGCAGUCUGCCGCGUGUGUUGAAAGAAGAAUGAACAUGAGAAAACCUCAAAACUUUAUGCCUAUUAGUAUUUGACCAGUAUUAGAAUAAGUUUGGAUUUUGAGAAUUUGUGUCCCUGUGCUUGUGCCUGUGUGGAAAGGCAUGCUUUACGGUGUACCAUCUCAAUUUGUGCGGCUGCUGACAGGCCACCUGGGUGCCAACGUAUGUGCGAAUCCGCGAAUACGUUGUAUUUCGUCAGUCGGUAUCGUUCUGAAAAUAUUGACUGCAAUAGGCUAUAUAGCGUAUGACGGUUCAGCCCAGCAGUAAUAACUGACCAUUGAUUGGGCGAAUUUUGUGUGGUGGUUCGCUAAUACAUAACCUAAAGAGUGUUUUGCCGGAAUCGUUUAGUAGCAGAACUGACCGGAAUAUAAGUAGAAUGCAACGGUUUGAAUCGUUAAUUUGUUGAAACGAUUGUUCUCUGAGACCACUGUGUAACUUUUGACCUGAGAAUCACCAGUUAUAACAACGGUGGAAGCAGUAGGCACUAUAGAGUGUAGGCAACACUAUAUAGUUGGCACACUUACGCAAGCACACAACUUACGCAGUGGACAUCUGCGUCAUGCAUUUUAAGGUUUACUGGGAAGAGUGAGAAAUUAGUCAGAAUAUAACUGACUAAGGAAAAUAGGCGAUAUUUCCAAUUGAGCUGGGGCGGAGAGGGGGAGGGGACGUAUGGUCAGCUAUGCCAAUAAUUCAUUCUCGUUAUGCAGCUGUGUAAAAGGGCGUCCGUUUUUUUGGGGUGAGACCUUCCCCAUUGGCCAUUUCCAAGCUAAAUCGUGGUGGAGAGUCUGGAGACCUCAGCCUCGGUAGUCGGUACCCUGCGCGCUGCGCCACCUUGCGAAACAUAAAGCAGCAGUCCUGACAUCUGCAGGCGCUACUUUUCAUGAAAACGCGGAUGUGUUCGCGCUUAUGCGAAGAAAAUUCUUCCGAGUAUGGUUGAUAAUGAGAUUAAUUGUUGUCAUUUAUUUAUUAAUUCAUUAGCAAAAGUACCCUAAUAAAUCGGUAAAGUAGCUUAAACUGUAUCGUAUUUCCUUGAGAAAAAAGGACGAACUCAUCCUAAGACAUCCAGAUUAUUGGAUGCGUUCGUCAGUUGUAAGUAGUUCAAGUUUUUGGAAAAAUUUGCUUGUGGAAAAUCAUAAUAUUUCAAAGAUAUACCUAUUUUCGAAUGAUUUAUGCAUUUAUCUGCAUUGAAAACUGAUUGUAAAGCAAAAGUGCAAAAGAUUAUUGUCAAUUUAUUUUCUCAAAUCACGAUUUACGAACGCACAAAACUCCAGCUUUUAAUUUAGUGCGUGUGCGAAUUGCGGUCAAGAAAAAAGAAUUUAACUGUCUAUAUUCCUCUUAAAACAAUGAAGGAUGAAUGAGGAAAACGCUGUUUUGAACAAUCGUAUAUUAAUUUUUUCUCAAUUAAGCAAAAGUACAAAAUUUUCAACUAUUAUUACAUUUGCUCUCACAAAACCCAUCACUUUUAAGCAUGACGUCAUGUCAGCCAAAUUUACUAGCGCCAUCUCUGGAGAGCAUCUUUCGAAACCUCCAGACGAUAGAGAGAGCCCAUUUCCGGCGUUUCAUUUUUUGACUUUCUGAAGGGAGCGAGGAUACUGUGAUACCGAGAGUUAUUUCACUCAUUGUUCCUUUUCAAGCCCGAUAAUAUUUUGCUUUCAGACGUUUCCUCCAUCUUGGGGGAAACAUUUGAUCAACGUUUGUCGUUCUGAACAGUAGUCAUGUCCCACUCCAGGGGACCAUCGGACUGCAAGGUGUAUGUGGGGGAUCUAGGAAGCAAUGCAUCUCAGACUGAGUUGGAGGACGCAUUCUCUUAUUAUGGGCCGCUGAAGAACGUAUGGGUGGCGCGAAACCCGCCGGGCUUCGCCUUUGUGGAGUUUGAAGAUCCCAGAGAUGCCAGGGACUCUGUCCGGGGUCUAGAUGGAAGGACGGUCUGUAACCGGCGCAUUACCGUGGAGAUGUCGACCGGACGCACGCGGAACCGCGGCGGCAGCUGGCGGCCCACGGCGGGCACAGGCCGCUACGGGCGCGGCUGGGACCCGGCCGACCGCUGCUAUGACUGUGGCGAGAGCGGACACUACUCCUACGACUGCCGCAACAAGCGGCCCAUUCGCAGAUCCCGCAGCCGUGACCGUCGCUCUCGCUCGCGCACGCCCACCAAGAGGAGCAGGAGGUCUCCGAGCCGCUCCUACUCGCGCAGCCGCUCCCGCGACCGCUCCAGGUCUCGCACCCCGAAGCGCGCUGCCUCUCGCUCGCCGAGGAGGAGCUCGCGCUCUCCGCGCCGGAACGGCAGCUCGCGCUCUCCAACUUCGCGGCGUCGCGACUGAGGUAACGCCAUCAGGAAGACCGUUUUGAGUGAAGCGACGCCCCGCUUGCCGCAUUCCCCGAGAUAAACUGGCCCGGCGCUACAUCCGAUCAGAGGGACAUGGCCCAGUCAUCCAAGAGCCGGUCAUUGGUGUGUGUUCGUAGUUGAUGUUCGCCCAUGGUUUCGGCGAGUUCUGUGCUUCGUUUCUGUAUCCGCCGCGCCGAGCGAGGCUACGGCCGACCGACUACAGCCGACUAUCGUGUAUCAUGUUAUUGGGUUCAUCUUGAAGGCCAUUGUACCUGCACGUUUGUGGCUCUAAAUACACGGCUUAGACACUGCGUGUCUGAAAAAAAUGGUUGUUUUGGAGGGAAUCUUCAGCAAAGUCUGGCAAAGUAUUGAAGGUGCGAUUUAGUAAUGAAGCAGUUCAGAAAUGUGUGCGCUGUGCAUCGAGGUGUACGAGUAUCUGUCCCCAGAAGAUCUCGCUUGAACGUCAGUGAAAGAUGGAUGGUUUGCGAAUAUUAAUCUUUGGCGGAAUGUUCUGCUCCCGAAACAAGAAUUAAAAUCGAUAGGAAAACCCCUUAAUAGCCCCAUGGAGACGACUUCCUGUCUGGGAGGGGGAGGGGCGGGUAUGAAAUAAACCUGUUCGAGCCACC
Molecule: messenger RNA, 4796 nt
Organism: Amphibalanus amphitrite
Lineage: Eukaryota; Metazoa; Arthropoda; Thecostraca; Balanomorpha; Balanidae
Product: serine/arginine-rich splicing factor 3-like
Exons: 6
Coding region: 3560-4165 (201 amino acids)
Biological process (GO): mRNA splicing, via spliceosome
Cellular component (GO): nuclear speck
Molecular function (GO): RNA binding; zinc ion binding
Source: RefSeq, a predicted model, not a curated record